This is a messenger RNA of Tilletiopsis washingtonensis, 2172 nucleotides long. RefSeq lists its product as hypothetical. The record is from RefSeq and is a predicted model, not a curated record. Gene Ontology annotation, molecular function: RNA binding. Bases 20 to 2140 code for a protein of 706 amino acids. Lineage: Eukaryota; Fungi; Basidiomycota; Exobasidiomycetes; Entylomatales. The transcript is spliced from 3 exons.
CCCACACCACACACACACCAUGGCGCCUCGAUCCCCCAAAGGCCCCGCCGCGCGAAACCUCUCCUUCGAGGCCGGGCCCGUGCCCAAGUUCCUGCAGUCGCUGCACCGCCAGGUCACCGGCGCGCGCUCCGGCGGCGGCGGCAAGACCGAGUUCGACGAGCUGCUCGGCACCUCCUCGGCGCGCGGCGACGGCGGCGCAAGCGGCGACGACGAUGAGUUUGAAGGCGCGCAGGUCGUCGUGCUGAAGGAGGGCAAGCAUCUCUCGCGCGAAGAGGCGCUCGCCAAGCCUGCCGAGGCCAGUGCGAGCGGCAGCGGCAGCGCCGACGCCGAGGCGAGCGGCAGCAGCGCGCCCGCUGCCAGCUCCUCGGCGGCACGCAUCGCAUCGGCCGGCAGUGCGCCAUCGAAGAAGCGCCGCGCUGCCAUCGACGAUGACGGCGAUGCUGGCGCAGCAGCGGGAGAGGACGGCAUGGACGCGGCACGCGCCGUCAUUGCGGCGAGCAAGGGCGGCAAGGAGAAGAAGGAGAAGAAGGACAAGGCGGAGAAGAAGGACAAGAAGCGCAAGAAGUCGGCCAUCGCCAUUCCGGCAAUGGCGAUGGACGGCGACGUGGAGGAUUUUGAGCGCGCCGGCGCCGCAAAACAGGCCGGCGAGCAGCACGAGGGCGAGUCGGACGCGGCGUCUGGCUCGCAGAAGGCGGCGGGCGAGGGGGACGCAGCGGCAGAGGAGGAGGAGGUAGAGGCCAUCUCGCACAAGGAGAUGCGGAAACGGAGAAAGCUGGAAAAGGCAGCUGCGCGCUCCGGCGUCGCCGUCACCAGCGAGUCGACGAGCGCCGCUGUAGGCGCGGCUCCUGGCGUCACUGUGACCGCGCCACUGCCCGGCUGGGCACCUCGGCACGCCGCAGCGAAUGCGGCUGCUGCGCCGCGCACCGGCCACAGCCUGUGGAUCGGCAACUUGAGCUUCCGCACGACCACGGACCGGCUCAAGGAGUGGCUCGCGGAGAAGGGCCUCGAGGGAGUGAGCAGGGUGAACAUGCCUGCGGGCGCGAAGAGAGGAGAGCACAACAAGGGCUACGCGUACGUCGACGUUCCCAACGCUGCGGGCGUCACAGCCGGCGUCGCGCUCUCUGAGUCGCAUCUCGACGGUCGUCGUCUGCUCAUCAAGGCCGGCUCCGACUAUGAAGGUCGUCCAGCGCUCGACGCCACUGCUCUGGCGCUCGCGCAGACUGCCUCGGCCACUCCCGUCGAUGGCGCAGUGCCAAAGCAAGGCCGCACGGGUCUGACGAAGACGGCGCAGAAGAUUCUGCGCGCACAGAAGAACCCGCCGGCACCGACGCUGUUCGUGGGCAAUCUGUCGUUCUCGACGACCGAGGCGGGCCUGAGAGAGCUCAUUGAGCGCUCGGCGCGCACGCGCGAGGAAUGGGCUAGCAAGCGCCGCCCGAAAGAGGAGCGCAAGAAUGAGGAGCCGGGCAAGGCUGCUCCAGCGGCGGCAGCGGCGGAAGGCAGUGCCAGCCCGCAGCCUGAAGCCGCGGCCGGCGAUGCAGCCGACGAGGGCAAGCCGCAGGAGAAGAAGCGCAAGCGAGAGGAGAAGGAGAAGCGGGCCGAGGGAGAGAUCAGAGGUGCAGGCGUGCGCAAGAUCCGCAUGGGAGAGUUUGAGGAUAGCGGGAAGUGCAAGGGCUUCGCAUUCAUCGACUUCCACAGCCCUGCGCACGCCACAGCCAGUCUCAUCGACCCGCACAACUACAUGCUCGACGGGCGCGAGAUCAAGCUGCAGUACGCCGGUGCUGAUGCCGUGCGACGCGGUGCGCCCAAGGGUGCCAACGCCGGCGAGGGUGUUAAGCCGUGGGAGCGACCCGGCUACGUUGCGCGGCCACGGCCAGCACGCACGCCGUACGCCGCUGAUGGCGAUGAGGAGGCGCCGGCGCCGCGUCUGCCGCCGCCGAAGCCCUUCGACCCCGACGCGCCGCUGGAGAAGAAGCACAAGGAGACGCAGGAGGAGCGCAAGGCUCGUCGUGCGCUCGAGGCGGCCAGAGGAGGCGGCGACAAGCGCCGUGCCAAGCCUGGUGCGGCGCUCGCGAAUGCGCAGCGUGGACAGACGGGCAUCGCGGAGGGCGCGCCGCAGGGCAAGAAGGUUGUCUUCGACUAGGCAGAGCAAUGCAGAGAUGUGGCAAACAGGAG